GAGAGGGGAGCGAGAGCCUCUGGACAUCCAACCGCCCAGCAUGUGAGCCGACGCUCGGUGUGAAGUUUAGCCGAAAAGCCGUGGAAAUACCGUCCGGUUCUGUGUCUGGUUUGGGGAUUAACUAAAACCCGAACCCACUGAGGUUUUUUGAUUUAGAUUUUUCUUUUUUUUUCGACAACGUAAGCUGGGGUGCAGUUUUUUCCACCGAGUGUGAGUGAGGAGUGGACUGCUGGAGUCACUUACAAAGAACAUUAAGAAGUCAUGACACGACGAACGUUUUCCUUGGAUUUAUCUUCAUAAACUACAAGAAAAAAGUCGGUAUAAGACGCUCAAACUCAAACAAAGUGGACUAAAAGUGAGGAGUUUGGACGAUUAUUGUGGAAUUUUCGUCGUUUUCGGACGUUUUUAAGUCUCCAUACUUGGAUCAAAGUUUUCCUCUCCCUCCCCCCGCCUCCUCCUCCUCUCCAGCUAUGGCGGCGGCCAGGUUCACCGCUGGCUCCGCGGUAUUGCGGAUCAUGUGGCUGCUGUGCGGGAUUUCGCUCUCCCCCACCUCUUCUGCUCAGCAUUACAACAGCGAUAGCGGAAUAUCAGUCCCGGAGCACGGCUUCUGCCAGCCCAUCUCCAUCCCCUUCUGCACAGACAUCGCCUACAACCAGACCAUCAUGCCGAACCUUCUGGGCCACACCAACCAGGAGGACGCCGGGCUGGAGGUGCACCAGUUCUACCCGCUGGUAAAGGUCCAAUGCUCUGCGGAUUUGAAGUUCUUCCUUUGCUCCAUGUACGCGCCUGUGUGCACCGUGCUGGAGCAGGCCAUCCCGCCCUGCCGGUCGCUGUGUGAGCGGGCACGGCAGGGAUGCGAAGCCCUGAUGAAUAAAUUCGGCUUCCAGUGGCCGGAGCGCCUCCGCUGCGAGGCUUUUCCGGUCCACGGAGCCGGAGAGAUCUGCGUCGGCCAGAACACAUCGGAACCGGGCGGCCCAGCGGCCUCAUCAGCCCCCCCACAAUCACUGACCCUUCCCCCUUUGAGCGGCGGGCCGAACCCUCCUCGCCCUCCUAUGCCCAUUCCGCCCAACCAGUUCUCCUGCCCCCUGCAGCUGCAGGUGCCUACCUACCUGGGCUACAAAUUCAUGGGGGUGAGAGACUGCGGCGCCCCCUGUGAGCCCACCAAACCCAGCGGGAUCAUGUAUUUCCGUGAGGAUGAGGUAAAAUUCGGCAGGCUUUGGGUCGGGAUCUGGUCCAUACUGUGCUGCGUGAGCACCCUGUUCACGGUGCUCACCUAUUUAGUGGACAUGAGCAGGUUCAGGUACCCGGAGCGACCCAUCAUUUUCCUGUCCGGCUGCUACUUCAUGGUGGCUGUAGCCUACGCUGCUGGCUUCUUCCUGGAGGACCGGGUGGUCUGCGUGGAUAAAUUCAACCCGGACACCUACAGGACGGUGGCUCAGGGGACCAAAAAGGAGGGCUGCACCAUCCUCUUCAUGGUGCUGUACUUCUUCGGCAUGGCCAGCUCCAUCUGGUGGGUCAUCCUCUCCCUCACCUGGUUCCUCUCAGCCGGGAUGAAAUGGGGUCACGAGGCGAUAGAGGCCAAUUCCCAGUACUUCCACCUGGCUGCGUGGGCCGUCCCCGCCAUUAAGACCAUCACGAUCCUCGCCAUGGGUCAGGUGGACGGAGACGUGCUGACCGGGGUGUGCUUCGUGGGGAUCUUCAACGUGGACGCGCUGCGCGGCUUCGUGCUCGCGCCGCUAUUCGUCUACCUGUUCAUCGGCACGUCCUUCCUGCUGGCCGGCUUCGUGUCACUCUUCCGGAUCCGCACCAUCAUGAAGCACGACGGUACCAAAACGGAGAAGCUGGAGAAGCUGAUGGUUCGGAUCGGGGUGUUCAGCGUGCUCUACACGGUGCCGGCCACCAUCGUGAUCGCCUGUUAUUUCUACGAGCAGGCCUUCAGGGAGCAGUGGGAGCGCACCUGGCACAUGCACACCUGUAAGCGCUUCGCCAUCCCCUGCCCGGUGCACAACUUCGCCCCCAUGAGCCCGGACUUCACCGUGUUCAUGAUCAAAUAUCUGAUGACCAUGAUCGUCGGUAUCACCUCCGGGUUUUGGGUCUGGUCCGGGAAGACUCUGCAGUCAUGGAGGAGUUUCUACCAGCGCGUCAGCAACGGGAACCACGGAGAAACAACGGUGUGAAAGCCAGAGAUAUCAAAUGAGGUCAAAAAGCUUUCAUUUCAAAAUCCCUACAAAAAAAACUAAAUUUUAGUAGUUUUUUUCCCCACUGUUGUGGCAGCAGCACAACAUUUAUAAGGAAGUUGGAUAAACUUCCAAUAUAUUCAUUUUUUCCUAUAUUUUGUCAUCAAAGCAACCUGAAGCCAUGGCUUUAGUACACUUGGACCAUAAACUGAUCAUAAAUGGCCAUGCAAAGACUUAAUCCUAUAUAUACACACAUAUAUUCUUAUGUUACAGUUCGAAUGUACGCCCUGUUCAACUUUAAGUUUGUCAGCGGACUAUAAAAGAAACAAUUUUUCAAUAAGGAUGUUUGGAUUAUACAUCAAUAACUUGAGUUUGCAGAGUGCAUCCUCAUCUGUUUUCCAAGGGGAGCAAUAAUCAUCUUUAUCAUCUGUUGAUAUGUGCCAAGGGGCUGCCUAGAUUUCCCUUUUUAUAUAUAAAAAAAAAUCUCUCCGACUGAUGAAUAUUCACUUCUUGUUCUGAAUGUUCACUCUGAAGUUGAAUGAAGUUAUGUACUGGUUUGCACACUGAUUUUAAAUGUAACUGUUACACCACAGAUUGACCCAGAUCUGGCUUUUUUUUUUAUUUUUUAUUUUUUUAAAGAAGGCCACACACACACACACACAUGCAUGCAGAACCUGGAGACACAACGGCUCAUUGUUAGUCUCUGUGUGUGGUCUCUGCUUUUGGAUUAUCCAUCAAAAAAAACUUCUUUUUUUUCUUCUUUAAAUCCCUUAAGACACCCAAAGCACCAUUUCGGUGAUCCAGAUUUAAUCCGUGGGAGAGCAAAUGGUUGUUCUGGAGCUGUAAUGUUAUUUUAUCCCAGAUAAAAUGACUGUAGGCGAAGUUAGCUUCGGUGUAACUCAUCGUUUUUCUUCUCAUUUCACAUGAAGUGUUACGUUCUUGCAAGCCGACUGAACAUUUUUAGAUGUUUUAUUUACUUGUUUUGAGUAUUUGGUUUGUUUUGUUUUUUAUUUUUUCCCCCAUCGGCCUUAAAAUCGGAGUUACAUGUAUGUUCUCUGUUACAGGACUCCGAUAAAUAGUCAGGAGGUCAAACAUAGCAGUGUUGGUCUGUUUAGCAGAGAUUUUUUUUUUUUCUACAAAGAUGGAAGAUAUGUUAGAAAAAAGCAGGUCACAAUGCAAAGGUUGUGAUUCUAAUAGAGAAAAUGGCCUCAGCUGGUUUAAAUUAAAGGUAACCUUUAGUGUUUUUGAUACAAGAUUUUAUAGAAAUAACACAAAUAGGUUUUGAAGCAGAGAUUAUUUUUUAAGUGAGACGCCUCCUGUUGAAUGUCUUCAUCUAAUCUUGAUCCCAUCAUUAGGGGAACUGCUUACUGGAGCCGACUCCACGCCUGCAGCGUUUUUUAAAGAAAGUGACUUCCUCGUUCAGACUAAACAAUGAAAUUAGCGUAUUUUUGUCGAGAGUCAGCUGCAGGCUGGCGUAUGACUGCUAGAACCGUCUGUUUCUUGUCUCGUAGCACAUUUUCUCCACAUGCUUCAGUUUUAAACAAUGAAUGGGAGCAGUCUGCAGCGAUGAGGGACACGUCACAGCAGCCUGACCCUCUACAGACCUGGCUUUAUGAUUUCAAUUCCCUAAAGGUGCCAUUUUUUAAAUAUAUUAACACUAAAACUGUGCAUACUUUAUACAUUCAUGCUGUAUUUGUAUAUACAAUGCUGUUUGUUUAAUGUUUUUUUCCUCCUCACAUGGAUGUACUACAUACCUCAAGCCCUGGUUAAUUUCUGCUCAUUUAGUCAUUACAUUUUUACCAAACAAGUGAUUCUGUUACUUUUCCCAGACUGACAUGUUUUGUUUUUGUGUUCUGUCCUCAGAAGGAAUACCAGUUUUUUAUGUCUUCAAGUUUUAACAGGAACAUAUGCAAACCAGCCAGCACACAGAGACUCUGAUUUUUAAAAUGCAUAUUGUAUUUAAGGGGGGAAAAAUACUCAUUUUUUGUCUUUUUUUUUUUUCUACUUGUAUUUUUCUAAAAAAACAAAAUGAGAUAAGCCCAUUUUACAUGUACAGUUUGAAUAAACGUGAUAAAGUUUG
Cyprinodon variegatus (sheepshead minnow) is the source of this 4257-nucleotide messenger RNA. RefSeq names its product frizzled-7-A-like (gene fzd1). The transcript has a single exon. NCBI's taxonomy places the organism in Eukaryota, Metazoa, Chordata, Actinopteri, Cyprinodontiformes, Cyprinodontidae. Bases 471 to 2177 code for a protein of 568 amino acids. Gene Ontology annotation, cellular component: plasma membrane. Gene Ontology annotation, biological process: canonical Wnt signaling pathway; non-canonical Wnt signaling pathway. Gene Ontology annotation, molecular function: Wnt receptor activity; Wnt-protein binding. The record is from RefSeq and is a predicted model, not a curated record.